This is a messenger RNA of Colius striatus (speckled mousebird), 10385 nucleotides long. It is a transcript of the gene EP400, whose product is annotated as E1A binding protein p400. Gene Ontology annotation, molecular function: ATP-dependent chromatin remodeler activity; ATP binding. The coding region runs from base 132 to 9419 and encodes 3095 amino acids. The record is from RefSeq and is a predicted model, not a curated record. The transcript has 54 exons. Lineage: Eukaryota; Metazoa; Chordata; Aves; Coliiformes; Coliidae.
GUUUGUCUCCUGCCGGCGCUGGUAGCGGCUGCCGCUCCGGCCGCCCCCCGCCCCCGCUUCCUGUGAGGAGCGAAUGGAAAGUCUGGCCCCGGUGCCCGCGAGUAUACAGUAAAAACCCUAGAACAGGGAGAAUGCACCAUGGAAAUGGUCCUCAGAAUGCCCAGCGCCAGCUCCAGAGGUCCAGGUCCUUCACAGGCAGUGAGGGAGAAGACCAACAGGCAAAUUUACCCCAGUCCCCUGCAGCUUCUUUUGCACCUUCUGCAAGUCCAUCUGCGCCCCAGUCCCCCAGUUACCAAAUACAGCAGUUUAUAAUGAGUCGAAGCCCAGUAGCUGGGCAGAAUGUGAACAUCACCCUGCAAAACGUUGGCCCGGUGGCUUCAGGAAACCAGCAGAUAACGCUUACCCCAUUGCCGAUUCCAAACCCAACAUCGCCGAGUUUUCAGUUCAGUCCUCAGCAGAGGCGCUUUGAACAUGGCUCUCCAUCCUACAUCCAAGUUACUUCACCACUGCCUCAACAAGUUCAGUCUCAAAGCCCUACACAGCCUAACCCUGUGCCAGUGCAGACCUUACCAAAUGUUCGGGCAGGCACUCCAGGCCCUGGCUUGGGGAUGUGCAGCCAGAGCCCUACUAGAGGAUUUGUCGAUGCUAGUGUGCUUGUGAGACAGAUCAGCUUGAGUCCUUCCAACGGUGGACACUUCAUGUAUCAAGAAGGACCGGGAAUUGCACAAAUAGCUCAAGGAGCUGCUGCACAAGUACAGCUUCCAUCUUCGGGGACGCCUGCUACUGUGAGGGAGCGCAGGCUUUCACAGCCUCACUCCCAGUCUGGGGGCACCAUUCAUCAUCUUGGUCCUCAAAGCCCUGUAGCUAGUGGAGCAAAUAUGCAGUCUUUGACUAGCCCCGGCCAUAUUACGACGACCAGCUUGCCACCUCAAAUCAGCAAUAUUAUCCAAGGGCAACUUAUGCAGCAGCAGCAGCAAGUCCUUCAAGGGCAGCAGCUGGGUAGACCCAUUGGAUAUGACAGGACUUCUGGUGGAUUGAUAGCAGGAGUUGGAGGACCUAGUGCAUUUGGGAUGACAUCACCACCUCCUCCCACAAGUCCUUCCCGGGCCACUGUACCCCAGGGACUGUCGAGCCUUCCUCUUACUCCUACAGUUAGUACGGCAGUGAAAAAACAACCCAAAAAAUUGGAGGAGAUUCCUCCUGCCAACCAAGAGACUGCUCAAAUGAGAAAACAAUGUUUGGAUCAUCACCACAAGCAGAUGGAAAUUCUUAAGGAAACUUUCAAGGAAUGUUUGAUUGAACUGUUUUUCCUGCAACAUCUUCAAGGGAAUAUGAUGGACUUUUUAGCUUUUAAGAAGAAACAUUGUGUUCCACUGCAAGCAUACCUGAGACAAAAUGACUUGGAUCUGGAGGAGGAAGAGGAGGAAGAACAAUCUGAGGUCAUCAAUGAUGAGCCAACGCAUACAGGGACUCCAGUAACGGGGACUGUGAACACCAUAGAAAUUGAAGCUUUUAAGAGGCAGCAGGCACUUGCACCAGCAGAUUCGUCUAAGAGACCACGAAUUGAAGUGGGCCGUCAUGGGAUGGUUUUUCAGCACCCGGGUGUGGCUUCAGGAGUUCCUCUUCAACAGCUAAUGCCAACGGCACAAGGUGGAAUGCCUCCCACUCCUCAAACUGUACAGCUGACUGGACAGAAACAGAGUCAACAACAGUAUGACCCAUCUAAAGGCCCUCCUGUGCAGAACGCAGCAAGCCUGCAUACACCGCCACCGCAGCUGCCAGGGAGACUGCAACCUGCCAACAUCCCCAUGACAUCUCUCCCAGCUGCACUGCAGCUUUCACAGCAGCAGCCACAGAUAGUGGAAUCUCCAUCUCAGCCUCAGAUUCAGGUGAAGAUCCAGCCUCAAAGUGUGCCCCUGACUUCUGCUCCACUUCCAGCAGCACUUCAACAGCAGGUGCCAUCAGCAAUCCACGUGCAAGGACAAACAUCGAACCAAGUGUCGCAGCCACCAGCUACAAUACAGCAACAGACUGUGGCUCUGACACGACCAUCUGCAGAUCCUGCUCAGACUUCUCAGCGCCUUGUGGCAAAUACAGUACCACCUACCUCAUCCGUGGUGCCAGCAACUGUCUCGGGCACGACACCGCCUUCUGCGUAUCCUGUACAAACAAACAGAACCUCUCCAGCAACUAACAAGUUGCUGUCUCCUGUUGCAUCAAAACCUCCAGGCUUAGCAGUAGCAGCAGCACCUAAAACACAAAGUCCAGCUCAGAAUGCAGCAGCAGUACCACAGGACAACUCUCAAGACAAGCUUGCUGAGCAAGUAAAGCUGGAAAAUCAAAUCCAUCAGCGAAUAGCAGAACUGAGAAAGGAAGGUUUAUGGUCCCUCAGGCGGCUGCCUAAACUCCAGGAGGCUCCAAGACCAAAAUCUCACUGGGAUUAUUUGCUGGAGGAAAUGCAGUGGAUGGCAACUGAUUUUGCCCAAGAGAGGAAGUGGAAGAUGGCAACUGCUAAGAAGAUGAUAAGAACUGUGGCUCGUUACCAUGAAGAGAAGAAACUUAAUGAAGAGCGAGCUAAAAGGGAAGAACAAAACAAACUAAGGCGAAUUGCUGCAUCUAUUGCUAGAGAAAUAGAGUAUUUCUGGUCUAACAUUGAACAGGUUGUUGAAAUAAAACUGCAAAUUGAAUUUCAAGAGAAAAGGAGAAAAGCUUUGAAUUUAAAGAGAAUUUCAAGGAAAGGUAAGGAUACAAAAUCUGCAGAAGACCUUUUAUUGGAAAAAGAAAGUGAAAUGGGUUGUUCAUCAUCUGGAAGGAAAAGGAAGGCAAGCACAUCGUUGACAGAUGAGGAAGUUGAAGAUGAGGAAGAUACAAUUGAAGAACAAGAAGCUAAAGAGGGAAACAUAAACCAUCAAACCGAAUUAGCCAAUCUAGCCAAGGAAGCUGAAUUGCCGCUGGAAGAUUUACUAAAGAUGUAUGAAGGUGCCUUUGCAGAAAACUUUCACUGGCCGCAGCCAAAGGCUGACAGUGAAGAGGAUAGCAGUGAGGAAGAAAUGGAAGAUCAUAUGUCUGAUAGGGAAAGUCCUCAGAAAGAUGUUGUUCUCAUAGACUCCCUUCUCAGCAUUGACCAGUACAAAGGUAUAGACAGAUCAAGUCCUCCCAAGAAGCAUAUGCGAGACAUAGCAGAAGUUGCUGCUGCAGCAGAAAUGCUGUUACCUAAAGGCAGCUCUAGAAUAACAACAGCGAUAAAAUACAAUACUCCAUCACUGCUGUUUGGGCCUCUCAGAGAAUAUCAAAAGAUUGGGCUGGAUUGGCUGGCAAAACUGUACAGGAAGAAUCUCAAUGGCAUUCUGGCAGAUGAGGCUGGGCUUGGAAAAACAGUACAAAUUAUUGCCUUUUUUGCCCACUUGGCUUGUAAUGAAGGUAAUUGGGGCCCUCAUCUCGUUGUUGUACGGAGCUGCAACAUACUGAAAUGGGAGCUGGAGUUGAAACGCUGGUGCCCGGGCUUGAAAAUACUUCUCUACUUUGGCAGCCAAAGGGAACUUAGAGCAAAAAGACAGGAAUGGACAGAGCCCAACAGCUUCAAUGUGUGUAUCACUUCCUACAAACAGCUGUUCAAAGGCCACCCAGCAUUUAUGAAAAUGAGAUGGAAAUACUUAAUAGUAGACGAGAUGCAACAAAUAAAGAACAUGACUGAGAAGCACUGGGAGGCACUUUUCAGUCUCCGCAGCCAGCAUCGUUUGCUUCUGAUAGACACUCCUUUGCAUAACACAUUGAUGGAGUUGUGGACCAUGGUGCAUUUUCUGAUUCCGGGAAUCUCCAGACCAUAUCUAGAUUUCCCAGUAAAAGCACCUAAUGAGGAGAACCAAGAUUAUUGCCAUAAACUGGUCAUCAGGUUACACAGAAUGAUUCAGCCAUUUAUCUUGCGAAGAUCAAAGAGAGAUGUGGAAAAGCAGCUGACAAAGAAAUAUGAACAUGUGCUGAAGUGUCGUCUUUCUAGUCGACAAAAAGCUAUGUAUGAAGAUGUCAUAUUACAGCCAGGAACCCAAGAAGCCCUCAAAAGUGGACACUUCAUCAGUGUGCUGCAUGUCCUGAUGCAGCUGCAACGGAUUUGUAAUCACCCUGAUCUGAUAAACCCCAGGCUUUUAAGUACUUCUUAUGUAUCAGAAACGCUGGAAUACAGGACUGCAUCUCUGGUACUGAGUGCCCUAGAAAGGGAUAUUUGGAAGGAAUCAGAUCUGUCUCUUUUUGAUCUCAUUGGAAUGGAAAACAAAAUGACCCAGUAUGAAGCACAAGUGCUGCCAAAACAAAAGGUUACUAGGAAGUUGAUUGAAGAAAUCUACAGCUCCCCUCCACCACCAGCUAGGCCCAACCCAGUGAAGCUCAAACCAAGCAGGUUGUUUCAGCCUGUUCAGUAUGGUCAGAAGCCUGAGGGAAGGACUGUAGUUUUCCCAAGCACUCAAGUACAACGCACAGUUACUACAGCUACAGUAACUCAACAGGGGCAAGUACGAGGAAGAUCGCCCAUAGCUACGGUGUCUUCAAAUCAAGCCGCAGCAGCACAGUUUCAGACAACUCAGGCUUCCACCAGUGCUCCAAGACACCAGCCCGCAGCGACCUUCACCACAGCAACUAGCACAGCCAACCCUGUGAAACCGCGGGGCCAGACCUCUGCGCAGGCCUCUCCGCUAGGCCAGGCCCAGCCACAGGCCCCCUCGCACACCAUCCAACAGAGUGUGCUGCCUCAGAGGCUGGUACUGACCUCUCAGGCCCAGGCACGGUUGCCUAGUGGUGAGGUAGUAAAAAUAGCCCAGCUGGCUUCUAUAGCAGGAGCACAAGGCAGGAUCGCUCAGCCAGAGACCCCUGUAACACUGCAGUUCCAAGGGAACAAGUUCACUUUAUCACAUAGUCAACUUCGCCAGCUGACUGCAGGGCAACCCUUGCAGUUACAAGGAAGUGUUCUUCAGAUUGUUUCAGCACCUGGGCAGCAGUAUUUGAGACCACAGGGUCCGGUUGUAAUGCAGACAGUUUCUCAAGCAGGAACUGUUCAGAAUGCUCUGAAUGCUUUAGGAAACCAACAUCAAGCAGGUGUCCCAACUUCCACAGCAGUGACACAGCAAGUUUGUAUUCCAGGUAGAACUGCAGUUACUGGUUUGUCAUCUGGUGACAUGGGAGCAGCGUUAAAACCAGCACUUACACAUGGACAGUCACAGGAAACAUAUGAAGAAAAGAACCGGCUUUUGAAGGAGCGUCUGGACAGAAUAUUUUCUGGCAAUGAGCGCCGUUGUUCCCGGGCCCCAAUGUAUGGCAGAGACUUGCUGAGUGCUUGUUCUUUGACUGGUGAAAGAAAGCCCUCUCAACUGUCUUCCAGUGAAGACAACAGUUGGAGGUGGGCUGGCUUUGUGAACUGUUGCCUUUCUUCAAGUGCCUCUGGAGGCCCAAGUAACCCGCUGCAAGAAAUGAUCCUGACUUUGUUUCAGCAACAAGAAUCUCUAAAGGACGUUGUUAACAGGGCUCUCUUUGUAUUGCCAGCUGCAGUUGCUGCUCCCCCAUCUUUAUAUGUAGCAAAUCCUCCUCCUUUGUAUAGUCACAGAUUGAAACUCCUUAAGCACAGACUUAAGCAGCAGGCAGCUCCACACUUGCAUCAGUUGCAACAGAUUACAACUCCUCACUUGCUACAGUUCCCUGACCUCCGGCUGGUGCAGUAUGACUCAGGAAAAUUAGAAGCUCUUGCUGUCUUACUUCAAAAGUUGAAAUCUGAAGGGCGCCGUGUGCUGAUUUUGUCACAGAUGAUUCUGAUGCUGGACAUACUGGAAUUGUUCCUGAAUUUCCAUUUCCUCACCUUUGUGAGGAUUGAUGAAUAUGCUAACCAUGAACAACGGCAGGAGCUGAUGAAGAUAUUCAACAGAGACAAGCGCAUUUUCUGUGCCAUCCUCUCCUCUCACAGUCGUUCCACCGGAGUCAAUCUUGUUGAGGCAGACACUGUUGUGUUCUAUGACAAUGACCUAAACCCAGUGAUGGAUGCAAAAGCUCAGGAAUGGUGUGACAGAAUUGGGAGAUGUAAAGAUAUCCAUAUAUACAGGCUUGUCAGUGGUAAUUCUGUAGAAGAGAAGCUUUUGAAAAACGGCACAAAAGACUUGAUCAGAGAAGUAGCUGCUCAGGGAAAUGACUACUCAAUGGCCUUUUUAACACAGCAAACAAUUCAGGAAUUGUUUGAGGUUCAUUCUCCUAUGGAGGAUUCUGGAUUUAGAGUGAAAGCAGAAGAAUUUGUAGUACUUUCUCAAGAGCCAUCUCCAGCAGAAAAUAUUUCACCUAAAGUUGCAAGACCAUUCAUAGAGGCCCUCAACAGUAUUGAGCACGAGGAUGAGGAGUGCCUUGAACGCAUACAAGAGAUAGGAUCUGAGUCAAGCAUUGAACCUUUAAUCUCAGAGAUCUGCGAGACAAAGUACAACGAAGAGCCCUCACAGCUACAGGAGUUAGUUGCUGUUGUGGAUCAGCUGACUCCAAUUGAGAAGUAUGCUUUGAAUUAUUUAGAGCUCUUCCACGUUUCAGUUGAUGAGAAUGAGCCACGGUUGAAUGAGAUGGCUUUGAGAACUGCAAAGAAAGCAUGGGAAAUCCAGCAUAUGAGGGAGUUAAAGGAAAAAGAGCAAAAAUUGCUUUGGGAGGAUGAAGAGGAACUUCUAACCUACACUCGGGAGGAUGCAUACAACAAAGAAUAUAUCUAUGAAGGUCCAGAUGGGCAAACUGAAAUAAUGCCACUUUGGACUCCUCCCACUCCACCUCAGGAUGACAAUGAUAUCUACAUAGAUUCUGUUAUGUGCCUGAUGUAUGACACCACUCCUAUUCCUGAGUCGAAGCUGCCUCCAGUAUAUGUCAGGAAGGAACGUAAACGACAUAAAACAGAUCCAUCUGCUGCAGGUAGGAAGAAAAAGCAACGUCAUGGAGAGACAGUUAUUCCUCCUCGUUCACUUUUUGAUCGAGCAACUCCAGGAAUGUUGAAAAUGCGCCGAGAGGGCAAAGAGCAAAAGAAAAACAUCUUGUUGAAACAGCAAACACAGUUUGCAAAGCCUUUGCCGACUCUUGUCAAACCAGCUGCUGAGGCUGGACAGGAUAAUCCAGAGUGGUUGAUCAGUGAAGACUGGGCGCUUCUACAGGCAGUGAAGCAGCUGCUGGAGCUUCCCUUAAAUCUUGCUAUCCUAUCGCCAGCACACACUCCCAAUUGGGACCUUGUUAGUGAUGUUGUUAACUCAUGCAGCAGAGUCUAUCGCUCACCAAAACAAUGCCGAAACAGAUACGAGAAUGUCAUUAUCCCGAGGGAGGAAGGAAAGCUAAUGUACGAAGCUAAUCCUAAAAAGAAGACAAAAAGUAUUUAUAAGACUAAAAACAGUCGCCCGCUCCGUACCAAUCAGAUCUAUGCUCAAGAUGAGGGUGCAACCCACACACAACUUUAUACUAACCAUUUUGAGAUGAUGAAAAUGAUUGCAGGGAAAAGAAGUCCACUUAUCAAACCUCUACUUGGCAUGAAUCCUUUCCAGAAGAAUCCAAAGCAUGCGUCAGUGCUUGCAGAAAGUGGAAUCAACUAUGAUAAACCACUUCCUCCAAUACAAGUUGCAUCUCUCCGAGCAGAACGUAUUGCAAAAGAGAAAAAGGCUUUGGCUGAGCAGCAGAGGGCCCAGCAGCAGACGGGGCCGCAGGCACAGCAGCAGCAAGCUGGGCAGCAGCAGGCGCAGCAACCCGCCGUGCAGCAGGCGCAGGCCCAGCCGCAGCCGCAGGCACAGGUAGUUCAGCAGCCGCAGGCAGUAGUGCAGACUGCAGUAACUACUGUGGCCAACACAGCAGUAUUGGCGGGCACAAUCAAAACAGCAGUUACGGGGACGAGUAUACAGACUGCUACAGUGAGUGGAAAUGUCAUAGUGAAUACUGUUGCUGGAGUCCCUGCUGCUACCUUUCAGCCCAUCAAUAAACGUUUGGCCUCACCUGUUAUACCUGGAACCUUGACUACUUCGGGCGGCACUGCGACUGCACAAGUGGUUCAUACCCAGCAGCGAGCUGCGGCAGCGCCUACUGCUUCCACAGAGCUGGUGACCAUAGCAUCUACCCAGGGAGUUCGUGCAGUCACAUCAGUGACAGCAUCAGCAGUAGUAACUACAAACUUAACACCUGUGCAGACCCAGACAAGAUCUUUGGUGACUCAAGUUACACCAGCUACACCAACAGUCCAGCUGUCUGGCAAAACCAUCACCCCUGCUCACUUCCAGCUUCUGAGGCAACAGCAGCAACAGGCUGCUCAGGUGCAGGUUCCGCAGAUUCAGGCUCAGGCACAAGCCCAGUCUCCAGCUCAAAUUAAAACCGUAGGGAAAUUGUCCCAGGAGCAACUGAUCAAGUUGCAGAAACAGAAACUACAGCUUCCCCAGCAGCAGGCAGCGCAGCAGACACAGCAAGGGGCCCAACAGCAAACGGCACAAGUGCAAGUGCAACAGCAGCAGCAAACUCAGCAGCUCACUGCUGUUACAGCACCUCGUCCUGGUGCAGUUCUCACAGGUGCUGCUGUAACAAACCUUCAAGUUGCUCGUCUUACUCGUGUUCCUGCUUCCCAGCUUCAAGCACAAGGACAGAUCCAGGCCCAAACUCCGCAAGCAGCACAAGUUGCUUUGGCAAAGCCUCCUGUGGUGUCUGUUCCAGCUGCCGUUGUGUCAUCUGCAGGAGUCACUACGCUCCCUGUUACUGUUGCAGGCAUUAGUGUUGCCAUUGGGCAGCCACAGAAGGCAGCAGGAGGCCAGACGGUGGUUGCACAGCCACUGCACGUCCAGCAGCUUCUGAAACUCAAGCAUCAUCAAGCAGCACAGCAACAGAAAGCUAUCCAGCCUCAAGUUGCACAGGGGCAAGCAACUGUGCAGCAAAAGAUAAAUGCUCAACAGGUUACAGUCCAAGCCCAACAGCAGACUUCACAGCAGCAAAAAGUAACUUACACUACACAGCCUGCCAUUAAAACACAGUUCUUAACAACUCCAAUUUCCCAAACCCAGAAACCAGGUGGAACCCAGCAAGUGCAGGCCCAGAUUCAGGUACAGGUUGCAAAACUUCCACAAGUGGUCCAGCAACAGGCCACUGUUGCCAACAUUCAACAGAUGGUUUCAGUUUCCCAACAGGUACAAGCUCAACCCCAAACUGUGACACUCUCUCAGACGACAGCAGGUCAACAGCAGGUUCAGGUGAUCCCUGCAACGACUGCUACUGCUCAGGUCGUCCAGCAGAAACUGAUCCAACAGCAAGUUGUGACAACAGCAUCUCCUCAGAUUCAGGCUCCAGGUGUACAGAAUCCAGCCCAGGCACCAGCAACACCUGAAGCCCAGAAUCAGCAAGCAAAAGUACAAAUGAGGACGCCGACCGUCAGAUUAAAGGCACCUACUAAACCAAGCUGAACCAACGAUUCCAAUGCAAUAACAGGGAAACGCAGCGUUUCGUGUUUGCUAAGCCCAGUGAGACUCUACUCCAAACAUCCAGAUGAAGGCAAACCACCUCUGUUUUUCUGCUAGCAGGACUUUUGCUGAUGAACAUUUAAACGUGGAAACUCUCACAUAACCUCAGUGUAUUAGCAACUGUUUAGCACUCAGAAUCUGUAGGAGAUGCAUUCAGCCAGUGUUCUCUGUGCUCAUUCAAAACAAAAUGUUACUACGUUUAAAUUCUGCCCAGCUUCACAAAACCACAGUGCUGAUACCCCAUCAAUGUCAGUAACAUUCAUCUAUGUUAGUGUAGCACAAACUGCCCCCGGGAAGGUGCAGUUCUUUGCCUGUAGUUCGGAUGUGUGCUCAAUACCCACGGUGAAGCCAUUUGAAGAACCAAGUGUGGCUGACAGAGCAAAAUGUUUUCCGUCUGUGUAACAGCUGCGUGUUGCUCUCACUUGAGGUAAACACCUCUGGAAGAUAUGACGUGUUAGAAGUGCUCCCUGCAAAGUUUAGCCAAUAAAUGUGAAAACCUGUAAGUAUAUGUAAUUAAAAAGGGAAAAACAAAAAAAAAAAAGAGAAAGGUUUCAUUCUGCAUUUUUGUAAGUCUUUUAAAAUGUUUGUUAGUAGUUUUGUGUACAGUUUCCUGAGUCACCCAACCUGUGCGCUCAUUCUCAUAGUUCACUUGAAGAUAGUGGAUAUUUUAGGCAUGAACUGAGUCAAUGCUGUACUGAUAGUAGAUGUGUAUUAACCUGUAGCCCAUUUUUUUUUUUUUGGUAAAAGAAGUGUUAGAUGUGGAUCCAGCUAAACACAUCCUCCAUAGCUGUUUCUCAUGGGACUUCCAUCAAGGAAAAUCUCCCAACGGAUAAAAUGAAAUCUCUCAGUUUCAUUCUGCUCUUGCAACAUGUUUAAAUGUCCAGUACUUUCUACUCAGCUUUCAGCUCG